This is a messenger RNA of Pantherophis guttatus, 5534 nucleotides long. RefSeq names its product DDB1 and CUL4 associated factor 1 (gene DCAF1). Gene Ontology annotation, cellular component: nucleus; Cul4-RING E3 ubiquitin ligase complex. The record is from RefSeq and is a predicted model, not a curated record. NCBI's taxonomy places the organism in Eukaryota, Metazoa, Chordata, Lepidosauria, Squamata, Colubridae. Gene Ontology annotation, molecular function: histone H2AT120 kinase activity; nuclear estrogen receptor binding. Gene Ontology annotation, biological process: protein ubiquitination.
CCGCCAUAGUGCUAGCAGGCGCCGGGCCGCGGUGCGUGGGGCCGGGAGGAGGCCGAGGGGGUAGCGGCGGCGGCGGCGGCGGCGGCGACUUCAGCGAAGGGGCAGAGUGAGUCAUGACGUCAUGUUCUGAGCUUGUAGAUUCCAAGGCUGAGCUCACUGCUUUGCUAGAGCAAUGGGAGAAAGAUCAUGGCAGUGGACAAGACAUGGUUCCUAUUCUUACCCGAAUGUCAGAGUUGAUUGAAAAGGAGACAGAAGAGUAUCGCAAACGAGAUCCAGAUCCAUUUGAUGAUAGGCAUCCCGGUCGAGCAGACCCAAAAUGUAUGCUUGGACACUUGCUGAGGAUUCUUUUCAAGAAUGAUGAUUUCAUGAAUGCAUUGGUAAAUGCUUACGUCAUGACAAGCAGAGAACCUCCACUGAACACAGCUGCCUGCCGACUCCUAUUGGACAUUAUGCCUGGGCUGGAAACUGCUGUUGUCUUUCAGGAGAAGGAAGGCAUUGUUGAGAAUCUCUUCAAGUGGGCACGAGAAGCUGAUCAGCCUUUAAGGACAUUCGCAACUGGAUUGCUUGGAGGUGCCAUGGAGAAUCAAGAUAUUGCUGCCAACUAUAGAGAUGAGAAUUCCCAACUGGUGGCAUUUGUCCUUCAACGUUUGCGAGAGCUGCAAGUCAUUGAAACAAACACAAAACAUGAAAAUAAGCGUCCUAGUCCUCGAAAAGUGCCAUCCGACCCCUUGCUGCCUCUAGAUGAAGAAGCUGUGGACAUGGAUUAUGGGGAGAUGGCUGUGGAUGGUGAGCAGGAGGAAGUGACGGGGGACAUGGAGAUUUCAUUUAACCUUGACUCAAAUCACAAGACAAGUAGUCGGGUAAAUUCUGCCGCAAAAAAAUCAGGGAAGCAACACGAAAAAGAGAAUUUCCGAAAAGCAAAACAAAAACUUGGCUUCUCUUCUGAACCAGAAAGGAUGUUUGUUGAACUGUCUAAUAGCAGCUGGUCUGAGAUGUCUCCUUGGGUGAUUGGCACAAAUUAUAACCUGUAUCCCUUGACCCCGGCCAUAGAGCAAAGACUGAUUCUGCAGUAUCUGACUCCUCUUGGGGAGUAUCAAGAGUUGCUGCCUAUCUUCAUGCAACUUGGAUCAAGAGAUUUGAUGAUGUUCUAUAUUGACUUGAAACGGACCAAUGAUGUACUGCUUACUUUUGAAGCCCUAAAGUAUUUGGCAUCUUUGCUGCUCCACAACAAGUUUGCAACAGAGUUUGUUGCUCAUGGAGGAGUACAGAAGCUGCUGGAGAUUCCUCGCCCUUCUAUGGCAGCCACAGGUGUCUCCAUGUGUUUAUACUAUUUGUCUUACAAUCAGGAUGCCAUGGAAAGGGUAUGCAUGCAUCCCCACGUACUAUCAGAUGUUGUGAACUACACCUUGUGGUUGAUGGAAUGCUCUCACGCAUCAGGCUGCUGCCAUGCUACCAUGUUCUUUUCUAUUUGUUUCUCGUUCCGUGCAGUUUUAGAGCUCUUUGAUAGGCAUGAUGGCUUACGGCGCCUAGUUAACUUGAUUAGCACUCUUGAUAUCUUAAAUUUGCAAACCCAAGGUGCGCUGCUAAGUGAUGAUGAGAUCUUUGCUAGCCGUCAGACUGGAAAGCAUACUUGCAUGGCCAUGCGCAGGUAUUUUGAGGCACAUCUUGCCAUCAAAGUAGAGCAAGUGAAGCAGUCACUUCAACGCACAGAAGGUGGAAUUCUGGUCCAUCCACAGCCUCCAUACAAGGCUUGUUCCUAUACUCAUGAACAGAUUGUGGAAAUGAUGGAGUUUUUAAUAGAAUAUGGACCAGGUCAGCUCUAUUGGGAUCCAGCAGAGGUGUUUCUCAAGCUAUGUUGUGUACAGCUCAUGCUUCAGCUUAUUUCAAUUGCCUGCAAUUGGAAGACUUACUAUGCAAGAAACGACACGGUGCGUUAUGCGUUGGAUGUUUUGGCCAUUCUCACUGUGGUUCCAAAAAUUCAAUUACAGUUAGCUGAGGCAGUGGAUACCGUGGAUGAGGGAGGAACAUCUAUUUCUAUUGUGGGUAUCAGCAUCAUUUUGGGGCUUGCCGAGGGUGAAUUCUUUAUUCAUGAUGCAGAAAUCCAGAAAUCUGCCCUUCAGAUCAUCAUUAAUUGUGUCUGUAGUCCAGACAAUCGCAUCUCCAGUAUUGGCAAAUUUAUCUCUGGCACACCUCGUCGCGCACUCCCCCAAACACCCAGGAAUAGUGAGCAUACUUUGGCCAAGAUGUGGAACGUGGUGCAGUCAAACAAUGGCAUCAAAGUGCUGUUAUCAUUGCUCUCUGUCAAAAUGCCCAUUACAGAUGCAGACCAGAUCCGAGCAUUGGCCUGCAAAGCCCUGGUUGGGUUGUCGCGAAGUAGUACAGUCCGGCAGAUCAUCAGCAAGCUGCCCCUGUUCAGCAGCUGUCAGAUCCAGCAGUUAAUGAAGGAGCCUGUGCUGCAGGAUAAGCGCAGCGAGCAUGUCAAGUUUUGCAAAUACGCUGCGGAGCUGAUAGAGCGUGUCUCAGGAAAACCCUUGUUGAUUGGGACCGAUGUCUCUCUGGCCCGACUGCAGAAGGCAGAUGUGGUGGCCCAGUCGAGGAUUUCAUUUCCUGAGAAGGAGCUGCUUCUUUUGAUCAGGAACCAUCUCAUCUCUAAAGGGCUAGGAGAAACUGCUACCAUCCUUACAAAGGAGGCAGAUCUACCCAUGACAGCAGCUUCUCAUUCCUCUGCCUUCACCCCAGUUCCUGCCACUUCAUCUCCUGUGUCUCUGCCUCGUACCCCUCGCAUAGCAAAUGGCAUUGCGGCCCGGUUGACUAACCAUCCUUCUGUUGCUUCUGGUGCUUCCUCUGUUCACCCUCAGCCAAGGCCAGCUGGCUGCCAGGGCCCACUUGCACUGCCAGGCCCAUCUCACGCCACCAAUACCCCAGUGAUUGGCAGGAUUAGCUUUAUUCGUGAGAGACCAUCUCCCUGCAAUGGCAGAAAAAUCAGAGUGCUUCGGCAAAAAUCAGACCACGGCGCCUACAGUCAGAGUCCAGCUAUCAAAAAACAGCUGGACAGACACCUUCCUUCCCCUCCCACCUUGGACAGUAUAAUCACAGAGUACCUUAGGGAGCAGCAUGCACGCUGCAAAAACCCUGUAGCUACUUGCCCCCCCUUUUCUCUUUUUACACCCCACCAGUGUCCUGAGCCAAAACAGAGGCGCCAAGCGCCAACUAACUUUACCUCGCGGCUGACCCGCAGGGCAGCCUUCCCAAAGUAUGGCGGGGUAGAUGGUGGAUGCUUUGAUAGACACCUUAUAUUUAGCAGGUUCCGUCCAAUUUCUGUGUUCCGGGAAGCAAAUGAAGAUGAAAGUGGCUUUACGUGUUGUGCAUUUUCUGCACGGGAGCGAUUCCUGAUGUUGGGCACCUGCACAGGGCACCUAAAACUCUACAAUGUCUUUAGCGGGCAGGAGGAGGCCAGCUAUAAGUGCCAUAACUCUGCUAUCACACACCUUGAGCCAUCCAGGGAUGGUUCUUUAUUGCUGACAUCUGCUUCCUGGAGCCAGCCACUUUCUGCAUUGUGGGGAAUGAAAUCUGUCUUUGAAACCAAGCAUUCCUUCACGGAUGACCAUUAUGUUGAGUUCAGUAAGCAUUCUCAAGAUAGGGUCAUUGGCACCAAGGGGGACAUUGCCCAUAUCUAUGAUAUUCAGACUGGCAACAAGCUCUUGACUUUGUUUAACCCAGAUCUUGCAAACAACUACAAGAAGAAUUCUGCCACGUUUAACCCCACAGAUGACCUUGUCUUAAACGAUGGUGUCCUCUGGGAUGUUCGCUCUGCACAGGCUAUUCAUAAAUUUGAUAAAUUCAAUAUGACCAUCAGUGGUGUUUUCCACCCGAAUGGACUGGAGGUCAUCGUGAACACAGAAAUUUGGGACUUGCGGACUUUCCACUUGUUACACACAGUGCCUGCUUUGGAUCAAUGCCGUGUUGUUUUCAACCAUACUGGAACAGUUAUGUAUGGAGCUAUGCUACAAGCAGAUGAUGAAGAUGAUUUGCUGGAAGAGAGAAUGCGAAGUCCUUUUGGGUCAUCCUUCAGGACAUUCAAUGCAACAGACUACAAACCAAUUGCCACCAUUGAUGUGAAAAGAAACAUCUUUGAUCUAUGUACGGACACAAAGGAUUGUUAUUUAGCUGUUAUUGAGAACCAGGGAAGUAUGGAUGCCAUGAACAUGGAUACUGUUUGCAGGCUCUAUGAAGUGGGCAGGCAGCGUUUGGCAGAAGACGAGGAGGAUGAGGAAGAAGAUCAGGAAGAGGAGGAACAGGAAGAGGAUGAUGAUGAAGAUGAAGAUGAUACUGAUGACCUAGAUGAGCUGGACACUGAUCAGUUGCUGGAGGCUGAUUUGGAGGAAGAAGAGAACAAUGAGAAUGCGGGUGAGGAUGGAGAAAAUGACUUCUCCCCUUCCGAUGAUGAGGAAGUGGCCAACCUGCUUGAAGAGGGAGACGAAGGAGAAGAUGACGACUCUGAUGCAGAUGAGGAAGUUGAGCUGAUCCUUGGUGAUACCGACAGCUCAGAUAACUUGGAUCUGGAAGAUGACAUAAUUUUGUCUCUGAAUGAAUGAGGCGCAGUCUUCCUCCGGGACUUUGGCAGCAGAGAAGCUCCUGACUCGGAAGCCAGGAGAGCCAAUCAAGAGGCGAACACCGAGCACCCUCUCAGCUUCUUCUACUUGGCAGAAAUCCAGUCCUUCCAGUUUUCAAGUGGACAGACAUGGGCUCAGGAUAGGUCCAGAGUCUUUCUACAGAGACCAGGGGUUUGGCCUUUAUUUUCUCUGCCUUUUUGGGGGGAGGGGGGUCAUUUUUUUUAGGCCAAGACACGACUUCUCCAGGAAGACUUCUGAAGAUAUUUCACAGUAUAUUUUCUUUGUAUAAAGUUCUUUCCUAAAGAACAGAAAUAGUUUUAUAUGAGACAAAACAAGCAAAAAAAAAAAAAAGGGGGGGGGGGAUAAAAAAAACAGGCAGGUAUUAUAAAGAAGAGGUGACUUUGUAUCCUUCUAAAAUUUAAUUACCCAAAUGGAUUUCUGGGAGAUUAAAAAAAAAAAUAAAUUUAAAAAUAACAAAGGGCAUUUUUACUGAAGAGUGGGAAAAAAAUGAAUCAUGGAUUGUGAAACCGUGGACAAGUGAUUUUUAUUUUGAACAUGAUUUUUUAAUGGAGUUGUUGCUACCUGCUGUGAAAAGGUCUUUUUUUUUUUUUUUGUCCUAAGCCUCUUGUCCUGCCUAAAGCCCAGUGAGGGCUCCUGCUGCAGGAGCCUUGGUGGAGGGUUGAAGGUCCAGUUUGGUCUCGUUAAGAACCUGCCAUUGCUGGAGAUGAAGGACUCUGGCUUGCAAGCCUCCCUCCACCUAUGCCACAUACCCCCUUCUUUUUGACUUUGGCAUUUUUAAUCCGCUCUCCCCGUACCCUUCUGCCCUCUGUGAAAAUUACAAAUUGAAAUCCUUUUUCUUCAAUGUAAAUUGUAUUUAUUAAAAAAAAAUAAAAAUAAGAUUCAAGUCCUGUCUGUUCAUAA